AUGUUUUCCUUUCUACUGUCUUCUUUCAAGUCUCAAUCUCUAAUAUCUUUUCUUUAUUCUAAAUCUCCUCUCCUAACUCCUCUUUCUCCUCUCUCGCUCUCUCUUUUUACUGCUUUCCUCUCUCUCUCUCUCUUUCUCUCUUCUCUCUUUUUCUCUCACUCUUCUCUCCUCUCUCUCUUCUCUUUCUCUCUUCUCACUCUCUUAUCUUCUCUAUCUUCUCUUCUCUCUAUGCCUCUCCUCGCUCUCUCUCUUCUCUCUUUCCUCUCUGUCUCUCUCCUCGCUCUGUCUUUUCUCUCUUCUCUAUCUCUCUCUCUCGCCUAUCUUCUCUUUCUUCUCCUCUCUCUUCUCUCUCUUCUCUUUUUCUCCUCUCUAUCUCUCUCCUCUUUCUCUUCUCUCUCUCUUCUAUCUCUCUCUUCUAUCUAUUCUCUCUCGAUUUCAUCUUCCUCUCUCCUAUCUCUUUCCUCUCUCUUAUCUCUCUCUUUUCUCUCUCUUCUCUCUCUCUCUUCUCUCUGUAUUCCCUCUCUCUUCUCUCUUUUCUCUCUCUUCUCUCUCCUUCUUCUUCUUCUCUCUCUCUUCUCUCGAAUCUUUCCUUUCUUUUUUGAAAAAGUUCUUUCUUUGGGCGUUAAUGCAUUCAUUAUAUUUUCUUCUUUACAAGAAAAACACCGAUAUCAGCUGCAAUAUUAA
Messenger RNA from Acanthosepion pharaonis, 684 nucleotides. NCBI's taxonomy places the organism in Eukaryota, Metazoa, Mollusca, Cephalopoda, Sepiida, Sepiidae. The record is from the annotation of a GenBank genome assembly.